AUGAGUUCAGCAGCAAACAUCGACAAAAAGAAAAAGACAAUUUCAAAGGAAGAAUGGGAACAACGACUGGCCAAAGUCAAAGUGAAUAAACAAGAUCUUAAUCAACUUGUUAUGAAUUACUUGGUUGUCGAAGGAUAUAAGGAUGCUGCAGAACAGUUUAGUCUUGAGAGUGGUUUAGAACCUACAGUAGAUUUGCAGUCUAUUCAAGAAAGAAUGGACAUUCGUCAUGCUGUUCAAUCUGGAGACAUUGACACAGCUAUUGAUUUAGUGAAUGAGUUAAACCCAGAGAUUUUAGAUACCAACCCACAACUCUAUUUCCACCUUCAACAACAACGACUGAUUGAGUUGAUUCGACAAGGCUCGUUUCAGGAAGCACUCGAGUUUGCUACAGAAGAAAUGGCACCACGAGGAGAAGAACAUCCUGAAUUUUUAGAAGAACUUGAGCGUACGAUGGCAUUAUUAGCAUUUCAAGACAGCAUCGAUAGUCCCGUUCAAGAGUUACUUCAUCCCGGACAACGACAAAAGACAGCGAGUGAGCUAAAUGCGGCGAUAUUGAUCAGCCAAUCCCAAGAAAAGGAUCCCAAGUUGCCCAAUUUACUCAAAAUGCUGGCUUGGAGUCAAGAACAGUUAGACGAAAGGAUGAAUUAUCCAAGAAUUGAAAAUUGGGUGAAAGCAGACUUGGUUGUACGAGAUGAAAAUGGGAAUCAUGUAGACGAAGAUGUUACGAUGUCUUCUUUGUAA
Rhizopus microsporus ATCC 52813 is the source of this 741-nucleotide messenger RNA. RefSeq lists its product as uncharacterized. The coding region runs from base 1 to 741 and encodes 246 amino acids. Gene Ontology annotation, biological process: proteasome-mediated ubiquitin-dependent protein catabolic process. NCBI's taxonomy places the organism in Eukaryota, Fungi, Mucoromycota, Mucoromycetes, Mucorales, Rhizopodaceae. Gene Ontology annotation, cellular component: cytoplasm; nucleus. Gene Ontology annotation, molecular function: protein binding. The transcript is spliced from 3 exons. The record is from RefSeq and is a predicted model, not a curated record.